UGCGCUUGUAUGAUGGAGGCGUGAGCAGCGACAAAGAGGCGAGGGAGAUACAGAGAAAGUGCAUCUGAUGAGGAUAAAAAAAAGCCUGCAAGCGCUAGUGUGACUCAAUGGGUUGGUCUGGAAGGAGAAUGCGUGGACCGCACAGUGCGACUGGGAAAUAAACCCACAGACGCCAGUGAAUGCGUUCGCUAUCGGAUGGUUGGAGGCUGGCUGUACUGAUCAGUUGAUAAUAGGCUGGAGAUGAAUUGGCGAGAGGGUCGCAGACGGUUCUACCAGAAUCAUGCGGUGUUGGCAGCAGCCGACAUGAAUGACAAAUAAAGGAGAUAUUCGAGCGAACAACACAAGCACCAAGCGCAGAGGAUUGUGUAGAAAUCUAUCGGACUUGACUCAAGCCACGCAUAACGUCGCCUCGGAUCCGAUGGACCUCCCUCGCCGUUGUUAGAAAAGACGCAAAGGGAUUACAGAAUCAAACAUUGAUGAAUUUAGUGAAUUUCAUAGAUUGAAGUGUUUAAGCGUUUCUUUUGUCAGGCGAGACCUGAAAAACUUCCACAAUGGCUCUGGUCAUGGAGCCUGUGAGCAAGUGGAGUUCGAGUCAAGUGGUGGACUGGAUGAAAGGGCUGGAUGACUGUCUGCAGCAGUACAUUAAGACGUUUGAGAGGGAGAAGGUGGGGGGAGACCAGCUGCUUCGUAUCACCCACCAAGAGCUGGAGGACCUGGGAGUGUCCCGUAUCGGACACCAGGAGCUCAUCCUGGAGGCUGUGGAUCUACUCUGUGCUCUGAACUACGGUUUGGAGACCGAGAAUCUGAAGACUCUAUCCCAUAAGCUUAAUGCCUCAGCCAAGAACCUGCAGAACUUCAUCACAGGACGGCGGCGCAGUGGUCACUAUGACGGCCGUGUCGCCCGCAGGCUGCCCAACGACUUCCUCACCUCCGUGGUGGACCUCAUCGCUGCAGCCAAGAGCCUGCUGGCAUGGCUGGAUAGGUGCUACUUCUUUUUCAGGUCUCCGUUUGCAGCAGUGGCAGACUACUCCAUGACAAGAAACAAUGUGAUUCAGCUGUGUCUAGAGCUCACCACGAUUGUACAGCAGGACUGUUCUGUGUAUGAGACAGAAAAUAAGAUUCUGCAUGUGUGUAAGACUCUAUCUGGAGUGUGUGAUCACAUCAUCUCUCUGUCCUCUGACCCGAUGGUGUCCCAGUCAGCCCAUUUGGAGGUGGUUCAGCUGGCCAACAUCAAGUCCACUGAGGGACUGGGCAUGUACAUCAAAUCGACAUAUGAUGGCCUGCAUGUCAUCACUGGAACUACAGAGGGAUCUCUGGCUGACCGCUGUAAGAAAAUCCAUGCAGGCGAUGAAGUCAUCCAGGUCAAUCAUCAGACAGUGGUGGGCUGGCAGUUGAAGAAUUUGGUGAAUUCUUUGCGUGGGGACCCCGGCGGUGUUAUGCUGACUCUGAAGAAGCGCCCACAGAGUACACUCACAUCCACCCCAGCACUGCUGAAGAACAUGAGAUGGAAACCCUUAGCCCUGCAACCCAUCAUCCCUCAGAGCCCCAGCAGCAGUGUGGCGACGCCCACCACUACCCGGAGCACCCCGUCCAGGAGAGACAGCUGUGCCCUGCAGGACCUCUUCAUCCCCCCGCCCCCUGAGGAACCAUACACCCCCAGGUCAGCAGACUCUCUCCAUGAUCUGUGCUGCAGAGAUGACAAGGGGAAUCUACCAGGUGACGAUGACCUCCAAGCUGAAGUCCCGGUAGCCAAGGGCUCUGAGUCCCCCAACUCCUUCCUGGACCAGGAGUGUCGCCAACAUUUUCCUCUGGUGGAGGAGGAUGCUGUUCUCUACUGCUAUGAGUACGACCAGAACCACGGACCUCCACCUGUCCGCAGGGACAGCACCCCCACUUAUGGCAGGCUUAGGCCCAUCUCCAUGCCAGUGGAAUAUAACUGUGUGGGAGACUAUGAAGACUCGGCCAAGCUGAAAAGAGAGAGCAGGAGAGAAAACUCUCUGCUGCGCUAUGUGAGUCAGAGUGAGGCCAUGCCAGAGGAGUACCUGACAGGACGCAGCAGGAAGAAGGGUGACAAGGGCAGCCCCGCCCACUACGCCCUCCACCCAGCCCUCCAGAUGGAAGUCUCCAUGUCCACAUCCAGCUCUGACUCUGCCUCCCUCUAUCAUAUGUUUGAACGAUCCUCGCUGCUCUCAAGGUCUAGGAAGAAGAGUAAAGUAGGCGGUUCUCUGUCCUCCAUCAGUAAGAGGCGUAUCUCCUGUAAGGACCUGGGGCGAGGGGACUGUGAGGGCUGGCUGUGGAAGAAGAAGGAUGCUAAAAGCUACUUCUCCCAGAAGUGGAAAAAGUACUGGUUCAUCCUGAAAGAUACCUGCCUAUACUGGUACAUGAAUGAGGAGGAUGAAAAGGCAGAGGGCUUUGUUAGUCUCCCAGAAUUCAAGAUCGAUCGUGCAUCUGAGUGCCGUAGGAAGUAUGCUUUCAAGGCCUGCCAUCCAAAGAUCAAGAGUUUCUACUUUGCAGCAGACAAUGUGGAUGACAUGAACAGGUGGCUGAGUCGUCUGACCAUGGCAGUGGCAGGUUACUCGGAGCAGGAGAGGAUCCGACAGGACCAGGACUACUGGAGUGAAAGUGACCAUGAGGACAUGGAGAUGCCUUCAACCAUGCCGAAACAGGACAGCCCUCCACCCCCCUACGACAGCUACCCCAGGCCCCCCUCGGUGUCCCAGAUGAGUCCAUACUUGGAGCCUAAACACGGCCGCCUCUCCUCUGAAACCUUCCAGUCACGCUCCUCUCAUGAGGAGUUCCACCCCGAGCCACAGGAGGGCAGUGGGGACGGCUCCCCUGGUCAGAAGUCCUCCAGCCAACGGCGUUCGUGGCAGGACUUGAUCGAGACUCCCCUGGGCAGCACAGGGCUCCACUACCUGCAGACCCUGCCCCUGGAGGAGGCCCUGCUGCGUUCCCCUGGAGGAGGUGGCCUGUCUGUGGAGUACCGCCGCCAGUCAACCCUCCCUGCUCAGCGCAGCCUGUUGCAGGAGCACUAUGGCCCACUGCCCCUGCAACUCAGCCCCAGUGUCCCUGUAGAGGCUGGGGGGAAACCCCGUAGCUUCACCCUGCCCCGAGACAGUGGGCUCCAUGCCAUCCUCUCGGCCAGCGCCUCUGACCACAGGGACCACAACCGCUACCAGCUGGCCAGAGACACAGGCUGUGAGCGGGAGGGACGUCCCCAGGCUGACUCUUUGGGGGACCUGUACCGGGCCCUGGAGAGGGCAAACCUGUCCUCCAUAGGCGACCACCGGCCCUCCUCCCGCCUGGAGUACAAACGUUCCUUCGUCCGCCGCAUCAACGACCCACUGCUCAGUGAAAAGCUGCACCGUCUCCGCAUCCUACAGAGUGCUCUCAAGAAUGUCCCUCUUCAGGACUCUGACCCAUCAUUGGGAUUUUUAGGAUAGCCUGUGUGGAACAGACCAUGGACACAGCAGCCCCAUCACAGUCACCUCAUACAUCCUGCCAAGGGACGUGCCCUUACUGCCCUACCCCAGACAUCCCCUCAUCCCUGGAAGACAACCAUAACAACCAGUGUUACACCCCCCCCCCCACUCAAUUUCACUCUCUCUGCACACCCACAUCUGCUUCUAAGGACCUUUCCUCAUGCAAAAUAGUUUGCUCAGUGAGCAAAAUAACCAUAACAUAUUAAAUAGAUGGGAUAACAAAUUAUACAAGUUGCAUCGUGAAUGCGUGCAAUGCAUGUUCACAUUAUUUACUUAAACUCUGGUUCAAUAAUAGUAAUCUUCUCAUUGACAUUAUUAAAGGAAAGUUACAACAUAAAUUGCCCUUGAGAAUAUAGUGAGGCCAGGAUUCAAUCAGAUCAGCGUUAACCCACGGUAACCGACAAAUGCAUAGCUAAAUAUUGCUUUUGUUUAGGCAGUGUCAGAGGUGUAACUGUUUUGGAGCUGUCAAAUCGGUGAGCGGCUGCUCUUGUGGUCAUUGUCACGAAACCACGUUAUAAGUUCAGAAGGAGAAAGUGUAGACUAUGUAGAAAUAAAGACACUCAAAUUGAAAAUCAUCAACCAAAAUAAAAAGGAUGUCAGCCUAAUCUAAGUGUAGAUCAUAAUCAACAUUCCGUUGUUCCAACUUGUAACAGGGCUGCAUGGGAUUUCUACCAUUGCGAAUCAGUGCAUCCAGUGACAAUGUCCACAAUAGGUAUAAUGCCGGGAGCCGCCUGUAGAUUUGAUAGCUCCAACGUAGUUACACCUCUGACACUGCCAAAACAAAAGCAAUAUGUAGCUAUGCAUUUGUCGUUACUGCGGUUAGCGCUGAUCUGAUUGAAUCCUGGCCUGAGUUUGAUGGUAUUUUUUGCACAGUUCAUUGUUUUGUGUGAGGAAAAUGUCACGUUAUGUGUUUUUACGCUAAUCUCCCUUUCAGUAGCUCUUCAACACACAUUCAUCUCACUCUGGGUUUCUGUCCACCCCAUCUCACUCACUCACUCACUAACUCACUCACUCUCUCACGCGCUCUCAGAACAUUGUCUGUGGAGGACAGUAUGGUUUGACUUAUUAAGAGUAAUCUUCUAGAAGGCACACAUGACAUCCACAGCCUUUUCUGGUUUGAUGAUAUUGGAUAUUUCCACCCAUCUGAAAGACUGCAUUAGUGGGGCGCCCUUUAACUCACUGCUCACCUGCAUGACCAUGUUAGAAACUUCUGCUUCUGUACAGUACUGUCUGUUCUGAAGACUAUGCCAGGGUUGUAUCACUACAAUGAAUCUUGAUCCUAAAUGAGCUAAAAUAAGCAAUUGUAUUUUUGAUGUCUACAAUGUUUAUGUUAUGCAUGUGUGAAUGGUAAAUGAGUAUGUACUGUAUGUCUGUGUGUUAUGAGAGUGUACAGUAUGUUAAGCAUAUAUAUUUAUUUCAUAAACUGGAUAUCACACAACUGGUAUGUCAGCACAAAAUGUAAGGAGAUUAUAUUUCAACUUCAGUGUUGUGCCUCAGAGAUUCUGAAAGUAUUAACACUCCAAGACUGGGUGAACAUAGAUAGUUUAUGGCUGCAGGGCGGAAUUUCUCUCUUAUAAUAAACAGAAACUGGUGCACAGAGACAGACAGACAGACAGACAGACGAGGACUGGUAAUAAUAAACCAGUACUGUCAAUUGUGAAGAGUUGAUCAGAAACACGUGUCUAUUUUUGUAUGCAUGCUAUCUAUCCAAAUGUUUGUAAAUGAUUUUGUAUUCCGAGGAGUGUGUGUGAUCUGGAAACUGCUGGUGUGAACCCAUCGUCCACAUUGUGUUUCUAAGAAAUAUUUUACAUUAUAAGUAAAAGCAACAGAAGAAAGUGUUUGUUUUUGAAGUGAUCUCUGCUAAAAGGUAAAUAUCUGUAUUUAUAAACUGUUCAAUGUUUGAGCAUGCUUUGUAUAACUUAAACAGAAUACCAUUCCAUUUGAAAUCUAUGGAAGUUGCACAUGUUUGCCGUAUUGUGGCUAAUUUACUUUUUUAUUCAAUAAUAAUAAACAAAGGCUUGUCC
Molecule: messenger RNA, 5506 nt
Organism: Coregonus clupeaformis (lake whitefish)
Lineage: Eukaryota; Metazoa; Chordata; Actinopteri; Salmoniformes; Salmonidae
Product: connector enhancer of kinase suppressor of ras 2-like
Exons: 22
Coding region: 552-3443 (963 amino acids)
Biological process (GO): regulation of signal transduction
Cellular component (GO): cytoplasm; membrane
Molecular function (GO): protein binding
Source: RefSeq, a predicted model, not a curated record